Molecule: messenger RNA, 1415 nt
Organism: Scomber scombrus (Atlantic mackerel)
Lineage: Eukaryota; Metazoa; Chordata; Actinopteri; Scombriformes; Scombridae
Product: major vault protein-like
Exons: 9
Coding region: 237-1094 (285 amino acids)
Cellular component (GO): cytoplasm; membrane; nucleus
Source: RefSeq, a predicted model, not a curated record
CUCCUGUUCAUACUGACCAUUAGAAGACUACAUUCAGGCAUUCGCGAGGUCAGCUACGUUUUCUCUCCGUGAUCGAAACAGCUGCAGUCACAGUGAGAGAGGCCCAAACAAAGCUUUUACACCAGCAGCUCCUCACUGAACCCCGCUAGAAACAUCUCCAAAUCUUAAAGUGGCCCCAAACUGCCGUCUCUUCAUUACACUUCUCAUCAAUAACCACAAGCUGCUGAGAGGAAGCCAUGGCGCCAAUCAUCCAGAUCAUCCAGAUCCUGCCUCACCACUACAUCCACGUGCUGGACCAGAACACCAUGGUCACCCGCCUGGAGACCGGACCGCUCAACUACAUCCACCAGGUCAAUGAAAGAAUGCUCUUCUCUCCGAAGCGUAUGAUCACGGUGCCGCCACGUUACUACUGCAUGGUCGCCAACCCUGUGAAACGGGAUGAUAAAGAUCAGGUCCUAUUCGACAAAUCCGGUUGGGCCAAACUUCGCCACGGCGACCAGGAGACCCGUCUGACCCAGGAUCCGUUCCCGCUGUACCCCGGAGAGGAGAUCCAGCAGGACGUGACGCUCCUGCCGACGGUGGAAGCGGGAGAAGCGCUGCGUCUGAAGGCGCUGCAGGACUUCGAGGACGAGCGAGGACAGAAGAGAGCAGCUGGAGACGAGUGGCUGUUCAAAGGACCGGGAACCUACAUCCCGAGGAAGGAGGUGGAGGUUCUGGAGACCAUCAAGGGUCCAGACUCAGGACGUAUCCUUAAAGUCGCAGGGACGGUUGCCGGCAUCGCAGCAGGUGCAGUGGGAGCUGUGGCCCUGGCCCCUGUUGCACUGGCAGCUGUGGGUUUCACCUCAGCCGGCAUAGCGAGCGGCUCCAUCGCUGCAGGCAUGAUGUCCAGCGCCGCCAUCGCUAACGGAGGAGGAGUAGCAGCAGGAAGUCUGGUGGCUGUUCUGCAGUCAGCUGGUGCAGUCGGUCUGUCAGCGACAGCCUCUGCAGCUGUUGGCAGCGUCGGAGCAGCAGUCGGAGGAGCAGUCGGAGGAGCAGCUGCUUGGCUGACCGGAGUCUUUCGCAAAAAAAAACGACGACCAACCCUGAAGGAAUAAGAUUAAUAAAUGUUUUUGUACUUUUCACAAAAACAUUAGUUCACUCAAUAAAUGGAGCUUUUUUAUUUUUAUUAAAGUGCAAUAAAUGUGUCAAAUCUGUGUCUGUCAGCCACUCGACACUAAACCACUCCCAUCUGAUUUAUAAUAACUUUAUAAACACUUUGUGCCUUUUGUUUUGUAUUUACUAUGAUUCCUGAGUUAAUUAACUGUGAAACUGAAAAGCCACAUUGUGGAUGCAUUAAUCAAUAAGUUAAUUUCAUAUAUAUAUAUAAAAAAAAAAAAAAUCAUCCUCUGACUGCAAUCCAACUGUUAAUCAUUUCA